AGUCCUCAUCACCUUACACUGUUCCGAACAUCCUGAGGGUCCCACUCCUCGUCUGGCGCGGGCGGAAGGAAAAACAGCCCGUCCUAUCUGCAAGCCGGGGUGGCGCCCGGCCUGCCUUCGCCUCCAGGAGGCGGGCACAGCAGCUGGGAGGCGGUCUGCCGCCCGCCAAUGGCCAGGGGACGAGCCGAGGGGCGAGAGUGGUCCUGUACUCCGCACAACGUCACGGCGCAGGCCCCGCCCCGUCGCCGAUAGCCGCUGGCACGGAGAAGGUAAAACAGCCCCCCAGCGCACGUUGAGCCGGCUUUCUUGCAUCUCAGGCAAUUCUGACUCUUCUCGCCCCACCCCACUCGCCACGUUGGCCCUCCUGAGAUCAGUGAUCUGCUCAGUGCUGUAAAGAAGAAACUGCUGCGAGCCAGAGCAGAAAAAUUACCUUCUUCCUUCUCUAGCCGGUUCCCUGACACCCAGGCCAUUAACUACUCAGUUUGCUGAGCUCACUGAAAUGGCACAGACAAGGUCUCCAUAAUGCUGCUGCUGAGCAGAGCUGUGGCCCCAGGGCUCCGACAGGCCUGCAGACUCAAGUCAACCCCGGCAAGGCUCUGCAUUCGGGCCUGCUGUACAAAUGAUUCAUUUCAGCCCCAGCGCCCCAGCUUCACCUUCUCUGGUGGUAACUCCAGCACCAGGAGAUGGAGAGUCGUGGGGACGCUGCUAGGCCUCGGGGCAGUGUUGGCCUGUCAUGACCAGCAGUGCAGGGCUUCUCAAGAGUCACCACGCAGAUAUACGAGGGAGGAAGUGAAAUCCCACAGCAGCCUUGAGACUGGGGUCUGGGUGACUUUAGGCUGUGAGGUCUUUGAUAUCACAGAAUUUGUGGACAUACAUCCAGGGGGGGCGUCAAAGCUGAUGCUAGCAGCCGGGGGUCCUUUAGAGCCCUUCUGGGCCCACUAUGCUGUUCACAACCAGCCCCAUGUGCAAGAGAUGCUAGCUGAGUACAAGAUUGGGGAGCUGAGCCCUGAUGACAAGGCACCCUCCGUCCUGAAGACCUCUGAUCCUUAUGCGGACGAUCCCACACGUCACUCAGCUCUGAAGGUCAACACCCAGCACCCCUUUAAUGCGGAGCCGCCCCCUGAGCUGCUGACAGAAAACUACAUCACACCCAACCCUAUCUUCUUCACCCGGAAUCAUUUGCCUGUACCUAACGUGGACCCAGACACCUAUCGCCUGAAUGUAGCAGGGCCACCAGGGGGUCAGUCGCUGUGCCUGUCCCUGGAUGACUUGUACCAGUUCCCUAAGCACGAGGUCACCGUCACUCUGCAGUGUGCUGGCAACCGGCGCUCCGAGAUGACUCAGUUCAAAGAAGUAAGAGGUCUGGAGUGGAGUUUAGGGGCCAUUAGCACUGCGCGCUGGGCUGGGGCACGGCUUUGUGAUGUGUUAGCCCAGGCUGGUCACCAGCUCUGUGAAACUGAGGCCCAUGUCUGCUUUGAGGGCCUGGAUUCAGACCCCACAGGGACUCCCUAUGGAGCAUCCAUUCCUCUGGCUCGGGCCAUGGACCCUGAAGCUGAGGUCCUGCUGGCAUAUGAGAUGAAUGGGCAGCCUCUGCCUCGUGACCACGGCUUUCCUGUGCGAGUGGUGGUUCCCGGUGUGGUGGGUGCCCGCCAUGUCAAAUGGCUGGGCAGAGUGAGCGUGGAGCCAGAAGAGAGUUUCAGCCACUGGCAGCGGCGGGAUUACAAAGGCUUUUCUCCGUCUGUGGACUGGGACACUGUAGACUUUGACUCAGCUCCAUCAAUCCAAGAACUUCCAGUCCAGUCAGCCAUCACACAGCCCAAAGAAGGGGAGACGAUAGAGGCAGGGGAGGUGACUGUCAGAGGCUACGCAUGGAGUGGAGGAGGAAGAGCUGUGGUCAGGGUGGAUGUGUCUCUGGAUGGGGGCCUAACCUGGCAAGUGGCUGAGCUGGAAGGAGAGGAGCAGCGUGCCCGAAAGGCCUGGGCCUGGCGGCUAUGGCACCUGCAAGCCCCUCUGCCAGCUGGGAAAAAGGAACUGAACAUUGUUUGUAAGGCUGUAGAUGACAGCUACAAUGUGCAGCCAGACACGGUGGCCCCAAUCUGGAACCUACGAGGGGUGCUCAACAACGCCUGGCACCGCGUCCAUGUCCAUGUCGCCCCAUGAGAAGGUGAAACAGAGCCACAUUCUGAGCCCCUUUCCAUACCCGUUCUUUGGCCUCAUUACCGCAAAAAAUCUUUUCCCUGCACCUCCUUUCCAUGUCUUGGAUCACAGCCCUGACUAUGCAUUCCGAAGCCACACACACAUACAUUCCUCACACAUAUCCACCCAAGCUCUCACCCCUCCUUGGAUGCUGUUAGAGUCACAGGCCACUGACCCUGUGCCAGAGGGUAAGAGCUAUUGGAGCAAAGGGCUGGGAGCAGGAAAAGUAAUUCUGGAAAUAAGCACUAUUUUCUCUAUCUACCCUAUCUCCAUUUCUCAUGACUGUCACCACUGAAUCCUUAUUUUGCCUUUGCCCUUGGGAUUCUUCAAAGUAUGUGUGUAUACGUAACUUUUCACCACCUCUAGGUUGCCGAGGGCUGUGAAGAGCGCAACACAACCCUCUCCCUUUAUAGUUCCACUUUUCUAAAUACAUCAAUAAAAUAUCUGUUUAAGACUA
Molecule: messenger RNA, 2653 nt
Organism: Cervus elaphus (red deer)
Lineage: Eukaryota; Metazoa; Chordata; Mammalia; Artiodactyla; Cervidae
Gene: SUOX
Product: sulfite oxidase
Exons: 5
Coding region: 523-2160 (545 amino acids)
Cellular component (GO): mitochondrion
Molecular function (GO): oxidoreductase activity; molybdenum ion binding; heme binding
Source: RefSeq, a predicted model, not a curated record